AUGCUCGCGAGCUCGUGGUGGAUGGUCAUGGUCAAAUAUUUGUCCUAUUGCGCUCAAGUAACAAAUCUGGUCGUAAACGCUGGACUUCACAUUUCGCUCUCCUCAGGAUGGCGAAAGAGCCUGCCCCAGAACCUGUACUCUGGUUGUUUAUUCGAAGCGUAUGCGCAGUUCUCACUUUGUGAUUAUGAAAAGAGUAGAAUGCCAUUGAUGGUCGUCCGAUCGCUUGCCCUGGAGGAAUCACCGCAGGCAGAUCCAGUCAGCGAAGGACACUAUAGCUUCCGGUCCUAUGUUCUCCAGCACUCCACUGCCACCUUCUCAGUGGUCAUUGAUCAAUGCUUGCAAGUCCGCUACGGUUCUUCUCAAGGCAUUGCAGAUCAGCCAAAUCGAUGCAUAAUGAAACGCCACGUCUCAAUUCUACAAUUAGUCAUCCUAAGCGAACGUUGGACUCUGAACGUUGAAGGUCUGAACCCUAAAGCGUGCAGCUCCCCCGGCUCCAAAUCUUGCAAGUUAUCGGAAACUCACGCGCUGAGAUGCAGAGAAGUAAUUUGA
Molecule: messenger RNA, 549 nt
Organism: Somion occarium
Lineage: Eukaryota; Fungi; Basidiomycota; Agaricomycetes; Polyporales; Cerrenaceae
Source: the annotation of a GenBank genome assembly